Messenger RNA from Dermochelys coriacea (leatherback sea turtle), 6642 nucleotides. Its product is annotated as sodium channel protein type 2 subunit alpha-like. Gene Ontology annotation, biological process: sodium ion transmembrane transport; membrane depolarization during action potential; neuronal action potential. Gene Ontology annotation, cellular component: voltage-gated sodium channel complex; plasma membrane; axon. Lineage: Eukaryota; Metazoa; Chordata; Testudines; Dermochelyidae. The record is from RefSeq and is a predicted model, not a curated record. The transcript has 28 exons. Bases 463 to 6522 code for a protein of 2019 amino acids. Gene Ontology annotation, molecular function: voltage-gated sodium channel activity.
UCUAAUAUAUGUUGGGUACCAUAGAGUGAGACUGGGAACAGGAAGCGGAGGCAGAAGCAAAGAGGAUUCUGGAAAGGUCUCUCUGUUUUCUUUUCCACUGAGAAUACAGAAACUGUAAUUAAUUUGCAAAUCUUUGUGGGCAGAAAUCUGGAUAAUUUCAGGAGGAGGCAUAUUAUAUUAUCAUAUCGUUUUUGGAUGCUGGGCUUUGCUGUGAUUUGUUCUCUUUUCAUCAGAUAAACAUUGGAUACAAACAAAGUGGGACAGUCUUGAAGAAGCUUCAGCUUCAGAGGAGCAUUUCUACUCCAGGUCUGUAACCUUUUGAGUUCCACAUUCACCUAGAGAAGUGGCCCUUACUAGAACAACAGGUUCAGUGCCUCCAUUUCAAAAUCUGCCAUUGCCCAGAAACACAAAGGACAUUCUUAUGCAAGAGGCUAAACAUAAUUAAAUUUGCAGGAUGAAAAAAUGGCACAGGCAUUGCUGGUACCACCAGGACCUGACAGCUUCUGCUAUUUUACUAGAGAAUCUCUCGCAGCUAUUGAAAAGCGUGCCACAGAAGAAAAAGCUAAAAAACCCAAACAAGAUCAUACAGAUGACGAUGAUGAAAAUGGCCCAAAGCCAAAUAGUGACUUGGAAGCAGGAAAGACACUGCCAUUUAUUUAUGGUGACAUACCUCCAGGAAUGGUGUCUGAGCCCUUGGAGGACCUGGACCCAUACUAUAUCAAUAAAAAAACUUUCAUAGUACUGAAUAAAGGAAAGACAAUUUUCCGAUUCAGUGCCACUUCUGCCUUGUACAUUUUAACUCCUGUCAACCCCGUUAGAAAAAUUGCUAUUAAGAUUUUGGUACAUUCAUUAUUCAGCAUGCUUAUUAUGUGCACUAUUUUGACCAACUGUGUAUUUAUGACCAUGAGUAACCCUCCGGAGUGGACAAAGAAUGUAGAGUACACGUUCACUGGAAUUUAUACCUUUGAAUCUCUUAUAAAAAUUCUUGCAAGGGGCUUCUGUUUAGAAGGUUUUACUUUCCUUCGUGACCCAUGGAAUUGGCUUGACUUCAGUGUCAUUUUGAUGGCAUAUGUGACAGAAUUUGUGGACCUGGGCAAUGUCUCAGCAUUGAGAACAUUCAGAGUUCUCCGAGCAUUGAAAACAAUAUCAGUCAUUCCAGGCUUGAAGACUAUUGUAGGAGCCCUUAUUCAGUCUGUGAAGAAGCUCUCAGAUGUAAUGAUCCUGACUGUGUUUUGUCUGAGUGUAUUUGCACUAAUAGGGCUGCAGCUGUUCAUGGGCAACUUGAGGCAUAAAUGCUUGCAGUGGCCUCCAGACAAUUCCACUUCUGAAGUAAACAUUACUUCCUACUUGAAUAGCACAAUGGACGUAAAUGGUACCUUUGUUAAUACAACUGUGAGCACGUUUAACUGGAAGGAAUACAUUGGGGAUGAAACUCAUUUUUACAUUUUGGAAGGACAAAGAGAUGCCCUACUUUGUGGUAAUAGCUCUGAUGCAGGUCAAUGUCCAGAAGGAUAUAUAUGUGUGAAAGCUGGUAGAAACCCCAAUUAUGGCUACACAAGCUUUGACACAUUCAGUUGGGCGUUCUUGUCACUCUUUCGGCUGAUGACUCAGGACUUCUGGGAAAAUCUUUAUCAGUUGACGCUACGAGCUGCUGGAAAAACAUACAUGAUAUUUUUUGUUCUGGUGAUUUUUUUGGGCUCUUUCUAUCUGGUGAAUUUGAUCCUGGCUGUUGUUGCUAUGGCCUAUGAAGAACAGAAUCAAGCAACCCUGGAAGAAGCAGAGCAGAAGGAGGCAGAAUUUCAGCAGAUGCUUGAACAGCUAAAAAAACAACAAGAAGAAGCUCAGGCAACAGCAGCAGUAGCAGCAGCGUCAGUUGCAUCAAGAGAUUUGAGUGGAAUAGGGGGAUUAGGGGAGCUCUUGGAAAGUUCCUCAGAAGCAUCGAAGUUGAGCUCAAAGAGUGUUAAAGAAAGGAGAAACAGAAGGAAGAAAAGAAGACAGAAGGAACUGUCUGAAGCAGAGGACAAAGGAGAUGUUGAAAAGUUCCCCAAAUCUGAAUCAGAAGACAGUAUCAGAAGGAAAAGUUUCCGAUUCUCGAUGGAAGCGAGUCGACUGACAUAUGAAAAGAGGUUCACUUCCCCCCACCAGUCUUUGCUGAGUAUUCGUGGCUCCCUAUUUUCCCCAAGGCGCAACAGCAGAACGAGCAUUUUCAGCUUCAGAGGUCGAGCAAAAGAUAUAGGAUCAGAAAAUGACUUCGCUGAUGAUGAACACAGCACUCUUGAAGACAAUGAGAGCAGAAGAGAGUCUUUCUUUGCUCCAAACAGACAUGGUGAAAGACGCAACAGUAACAUUAGUGAAGCCAGUAGGUCAUCCAGGAUGGUAACAGCGCUUCCACCAAAUGGGAAGAUGCACAGCACAGUAGAUUGCAAUGGGGUGGUUUCUUUGGUUGGAGGACCUUCAGCUCUGACUUCGCCUACUGGACAGCUUCUCCCAGAGGGCACCACUACAGAAACAGAAAUAAGAAAAAGAAGAUUGAGUUCUUAUCAAAUUUCCAUAGAAAUGUUGGAAGAUUCUACUGCAAGACAAAGAGCAAUGAGUAUAGCCAGCAUACUCACAAACACAAUGGAAGAACUUGAAGAAUCCAGACAAAAAUGUCCACCGUGCUGGUACAGAUUUGCAAACACUUUCUUGAUCUGGGUCUGCUGGAGCCCAUGGUUAAAAGUAAAACAUAUAGUCAAUUUGGUCGUGAUGGAUCCAUUUGUUGAUCUUGCUAUUACUAUCUGCAUUGUUCUAAACACAUUGUUUAUGGCCCUGGAACAUUACCCAAUGACAGAACAGUUCAGCAGUGUGCUGACUGUGGGAAACCUGGUAUUUACUGGGAUCUUCACAGCAGAAAUGGUUUUAAAGAUAAUUGCCAUGGACCCUUAUUAUUAUUUCCAAGAAGGCUGGAAUAUUUUUGAUGGUAUUAUUGUCAGCCUUAGUUUAAUGGAACUUGGUCUUGCAAAUGUUGAAGGAUUAUCAGUUCUCCGAUCAUUCAGAUUGCUCCGAGUAUUCAAGUUGGCAAAAUCUUGGCCAACACUGAAUAUGCUGAUAAAGAUUAUUGGUAACUCAGUGGGAGCUUUGGGAAAUUUGACCUUGGUGCUGGCCAUCAUUGUCUUCAUUUUCGCUGUGGUUGGUAUGCAACUGUUUGGUAAAAGCUACAAAGACUGUGUCUGCAAGAUUGCUACAGACUGUGUACUUCCACGCUGGCACAUGCAUGACUUUUUCCACUCUUUUUUGAUUGUAUUCCGAGUGCUGUGUGGAGAAUGGAUAGAGACUAUGUGGGACUGUAUGGAAGUUGCAGGCCAAGCCAUGUGCCUUAUUGUUUUCAUGCUGGUCAUGGUCAUUGGAAACCUUGUGGUAUUGAACCUGUUUCUGGCCUUGCUACUGAGUUCAUUUAGUUCAGAUAACCUUGCUGCUACAGAUGAUGAUAAUGAAAUGAACAAUCUCCAAAUUGCCGUUGCAAGGAUUCAGAAGGGAAUAGAUUAUGUGAAAAAAAAAUUACGGGAAUUCGUCCAAAAAGCCUUUGUUAGAAAGCAAAAAGCAUUAGAGGAAAUCAAAGCAUUUGAAGAUCUAAACAACAAGAAAGACAGCUGCAUUUCCAACCAUACUGUUGUUGAAAUAAGCAAAGAUCUUAAUUGUCUGAGAGAUGGGAAUGGAACUACCAGUGGUGUAGGAACAGGCAGCAGUGUGGAAAAAUAUGUAGUUGAUGAAAAUGAUUAUAUGUCUUUCAUAAACAAUCCAGGCCUUACUGUGACAGUACCUAUUGCUAUUGGAGAAUCAGAUUUUGAAAAUUUAAACACAGAAGAGUUUAGCAGUGAGUCGGAUAUAGAAGAAAGCAAAGAGAAGCUAAAUGCAUCCAGCUCAUCCGAAGGCAGCACAGUUGAUAUUGCCCCUCCUGGAGAGGGCGAACAAGCUGAGAUUGAACCUGAAGAAGCUCUUGAACCAAUAGCCUGUUUUACAACAGGUUGUGUGCAGAAGUUCACAUGUUGUCAAGUAAGUAUAGAAGAUGGCAAAGGCAAAAUCUGGUGGAAUCUUAGGAAAACCUGCUACAGCAUAGUUGAACACAACUGGUUUGAGACAUUCAUUGUCUUCAUGAUUCUUCUGAGCAGUGGCGCUCUGGCUUUUGAAGACAUAUAUAUAGAGCAGCGCAAGACUAUCAAGACCAUGCUGGAAUAUGCUGACAAGGUUUUCACAUACAUCUUUAUUCUGGAAAUGCUUCUGAAAUGGGUUGCCUAUGGUUUUCAAAUGUAUUUCACUAAUGCCUGGUGCUGGCUGGACUUCUUGAUUGUUGAUGUGUCGUUGGUUAGUCUAAUAGCCAAUGCCUUGGGCUAUUCCGAACUUGGUGCCAUUAAAUCGCUUAGGACACUAAGAGCUUUGAGACCUCUAAGAGCCUUGUCACGAUUUGAAGGGAUGAGGGUGGUUGUUAAUGCCCUGAUAGGAGCAAUUCCAUCCAUCAUGAAUGUGCUACUGGUUUGUCUGAUAUUCUGGCUAAUCUUCAGCAUAAUGGGAGUAAAUCUGUUUGCUGGCAAGUUCUACCACUGUGUUAACACAACAACUGGUGAGAUGUUCGAUAUCAGCGAUGUUGACAAUUAUACUCAGUGCGAGGACCUCAUAAAAAAGAAUGAAAGUGCCCGAUGGAAAAAUGUGAAAGUAAACUUUGAUAACGUAGGCGCUGGGUAUCUUGCGCUGCUUCAAGUAGCUACAUUUAAAGGAUGGAUGGAUAUUAUGUAUGCAGCUGUUGAUUCGCGAGAUCUACUAGAUCAGCCUAAGUAUGAGGACAACUUGUACAUGUAUCUUUACUUUGUCAUCUUUAUCAUCUUUGGAUCAUUCUUCACCUUGAACCUUUUCAUUGGUGUCAUCAUAGACAACUUCAAUCAACAAAAAAAGAAGUUUGGAGGUCAAGAUAUAUUUAUGACAGAAGAACAGAAGAAAUACUACAAUGCAAUGAAAAAACUGGGGUCUAAGAAACCACAAAAACCUAUACCUAGGCCAGCGAACAAAUUCCAAGGCAUGGUCUUUGAUUUUGUAACAAAACAAGUAUUUGACAUCAGCAUCAUGAUUCUUAUCUGCCUUAACAUGGUCACCAUGAUGAUAGAAACAGAUGACCAGAGUGAUGAAAUGGAAACUAUUUUACACAGGAUAAACCUGGUAUUCAUUGUCCUUUUCACUGGAGAAUGUGUCCUGAAAUUGAUUUCACUCCGUUAUUACUACUUCACCAUAGGCUGGAACAUUUUUGAUUUUGUGGUUGUCAUUCUCUCCAUCGUGGGUAUGUUUCUAGCUAAGGUGAUUGAAAAAUACUUUGUGUCCCCCACCUUGUUCAGAGUUAUCCGACUCGCCAGAAUUGGUCGAAUCCUGCGUCUCAUUAAGGGAGCUAAAGGGAUCCGUACUUUGCUUUUUGCUUUGAUGAUGUCUCUUCCUGCUUUGUUUAACAUUGGUCUUCUGCUUUUCCUGGUCAUGUUUAUCUAUGCUAUAUUUGGAAUGUCCAACUUUGCCUACGUUAAGAGGGAAGUUGGGAUUGAUGACAUGUUCAACUUUGAAACUUUUGGCAACAGCAUGAUCUGCCUAUUUCAAAUUACCACAUCAGCUGGUUGGGAUGGUUUGCUAGCACCAAUUCUGAACAGUGGAGAACCAGACUGUGACCCUUACAAAGAUCACCCAGGAAGCUCUGUUAAAGGAAACUGUGGUAACCCUUCAGUUGGGAUUUUCUUUUUUGUCAGUUAUAUUAUCAUCUCAUUUCUAGUUGUAGUAAACAUGUAUAUUGCUGUUAUUUUGGAGAACUUCAGUGUUGCUACAGAAGAAAGUGCCGAGCCCUUGAGUGAGGAUGACUUUGAGAUGUUCUAUGAGGUUUGGGAAAAGUUUGAUCCAGAUGCAACCCAGUUUAUAGAAUACAGUAAACUCUCUGAUUUUGCAGCUUCACUGGAUCCUCCUCUUCUUAUAGCAAAACCAAAUAAAGUUCAGCUUAUUGCAAUGGAUCUUCCCAUGGUAAGUGGUGACAGAAUUCACUGUCUUGACAUCUUGUUUGCUUUUACAAAGCGUGUUUUGGGGGAAAGUGAUGAGAUGGAUGCACUUCGAAUACAAAUGGAAGACCGGUUUAUGGCAGCCAAUCCUUCUAAAGUCUCCUAUGAGCCAAUUACAACUACAUUAAAAAGAAAACAAGAGGAGGUAUCUGCUACUGUUAUUCAGCGUGCUUACAGAUGUUAUAUUUUAAAGCAAAAAGUUAAAAAAGUCUCCUGUGUGUAUAACAAAGAUAAAACCAAAGGGGAUGGCCUACCUGUCAAAGAUAUGAUUACUGAUAAACUCAAUGAAAACUCCACUCCAGAAAAAACAUAUGAGAGCUCCUCUACAACCUCUCCACCUUCCUAUGAUAGUGUUACUAAGCCAGACAAAGAGAAAUAUGAAAAAGAUAAAGUAGAAAAAGACUAUAAAGGUAAAAAUGUUAGGCAAAACAUGUUAGGCAAAACAAAUGUUAGGCAAAAAAAUUAAGAAUGCUGUUUGUGUGAAAAACUGUUUACAGCCUUUGAAAGAUGUAGUUGUGUCAACAGGACUCCUGUAGGAGGUUUAUGCCAAACUGACAGUUUUUAUAUAUACAUAUAGAUAUAUAUA